AUGGCCCGUCAUCUGUUAUCCCAACAAUUUUCGAGUUCAACCCUGAUGGACGGAGUUGCCCUCAUCAAGUCUGAACCUGGACUUACGCUUCCUAGUGACGAUGAAGAUCUUGACGCAGAACUUGAGCACUUGCAGAAACUUCGGGACCAGAUCACCAACCAGUCCGCCUGUGGUGAGAAGCUUGAUCUCGAUGGUGAACAGCCUUUGGUAGAACCUGGGAAGACUGCGGAUAACAUGGACGAAAUGUGCGAUGAGGAUCUUCAAAUGCUGUUUGUUUUUCAUGUGCCCAAGCAAGAAGACACAGCGCCUACAGAUAUUGAUGAGGAUGAAGCGCAACCGGCGCAACCCGCUGAAGAUGUCCUGGACUCGCAGGAGGAGCAGGCCCAUCAGGCGAUGGAGAAACUUGCAAUCUAUGGUCCAUGGAGGGCUGUUCCAAUUUAUCUGGGAGAAUCGGAUGGAAAUUUGUUGGGUGGUGACGUUGGUGAUGCCACUGCCGCUGUGGAUUCGCCUACUUCAGCGGAUCCAUAUCUCACCCUUCAGGAUCAGGAGUUCAGCCCCGGUACUCAAGAUAUGAUUGAUCAUGUUGGAUCACUGGGUGAUGUGUCCAACAGGGCUUUGCCUACUGAGCCUUCAUCGGGUUCACAGGGCACUGACAAGGCCAAUCAUCAUGAGCCUUCAAUGGGCCCACAGGCCAUUGUUGACAAGGCCAACCCCAAUGAGCCCACUGACAAUGCCAAUGGGAUUUCCAACCCAAUCUCCAGGCAAAAUGCAAUGAAAAGGUUGAACAGGCUUUUCAAGCAACGUGCUGAUGGGUCCUAUGCUGUGUCAGAAGAUUUGAUUAAACAGUGGCGUGAUGAGAGUGGCCGAGAAUACCUCUUGUCUGAGUUUCAGAAAGCUGGGUACAACAAGGACCUGAUGGUGGCAAAGUGCACGAAGCGCAUCAAGGAGAAGAUAUCCGAACAAGACAUGUGGGUUGAUGGGGCGUUCGCUUCGGAGGAGGACAUGAAAACAGAACUCAACUUUUCUGAGAACCGCAUCAAAGCUGUCAAGGCUGAGUGUGCAAAGCACAAAGGCUGGAUCAGGAGGGACCGCUAUGAAAAGCACAUCCAGCUCUUUUGGGUCGAAAAAAACAUGUGUGGCAAAAUGCUGAAGAAACGCCGCUCCGUUCUUCUGGAUGAGGAUGAGACGGAUGAAGAGUUCGAUGAUCAUGAAGAUGAUUUUGAGAUGAAUGCAUGGACUUUGUCAGCCCAAGACAAAGGUGCUGAUGCCGUGACCCAGAGAGAGAAGUCUGAGGCUGAUCGGGAGGCAGCCUGGAGCAAAACGCUCAAGACUGUCAGUUGGCCAGAGAUGGAUGAUGAUGCCUUACCAUCCACUUACUGUGGCAAAGUGAUGAACUGUCUGGGCAAAUGGCAGCUGAAGAUUUCUGACAUGGCUAAGAGUUUCGACCAGUUUUCCGAACUGGAUGAAUGUUUGGAGCAGCUUAAACAACAGUGCCUUGAGCUGUCCAAGACUUUGAACGCAGCUGGUGACAAGUUGGCCGACACCAACAAGAAGGUUGUUCUUGGUGGACUGGAGCCGGUGCAACAGGAUGAGCUGAAGAUGGAGUUCAAGUCCGUUCGGAACACGUGCAUCGAAGCGCUGAACCUCCACAGCCGGGCUCAGCCAUACCUCGCCCAUACCAGAAAACUUCUGAGGAAGCGCAAGGCUGAGGAGGGUCAAGAGACACCCCACAAAUCCGUGAAGCAGGAACCGACCCGAAAGUAG
Cladocopium goreaui is the source of this 1764-nucleotide messenger RNA. The record is from the annotation of a GenBank genome assembly. NCBI's taxonomy places the organism in Eukaryota, Dinophyceae, Suessiales, Symbiodiniaceae.